Amphibalanus amphitrite is the source of this 3215-nucleotide messenger RNA. Its product is annotated as DBH-like monooxygenase protein 1 homolog. Gene Ontology annotation, molecular function: copper ion binding; dopamine beta-monooxygenase activity. Lineage: Eukaryota; Metazoa; Arthropoda; Thecostraca; Balanomorpha; Balanidae. The transcript has a single exon. Gene Ontology annotation, biological process: octopamine biosynthetic process; norepinephrine biosynthetic process; dopamine catabolic process. The record is from RefSeq and is a predicted model, not a curated record. The coding region runs from base 1 to 2265 and encodes 754 amino acids. Gene Ontology annotation, cellular component: secretory granule membrane.
AUGAAGCUGCUGAUCGCGUGUGUGCUGGUCGCGGCGGCGGCGGCGGCGUCCGUGGAGGAGCCGGAGCUGCCGCACCACGCGGCGCUGGACUCGGAGGGGCGCGUGCUGCUCUGGUGGCGGCCCACCGCCGACGGUCUGCUGUUCCGACUGCGGGUGGCCGCCGCCGGCUACGUGGCGCUCGGCGUCUCGCCGUCGGGCGGGAUGGCCGGCGCCGACAUCGUGGCCGCGGCGCCGGCCGCCGACGGCUCGCUGGCCGUCUGGGACCUGCACGCCACCGGCGAGACGCAGCCGCGGCUGGACGCCAGCCAGGACGUGCGCCUGCUCAGCGGCGCCGCCAACGGCACGCACACCGAGCUGCUGUUCGAGCGGCGCGACUCGUGCGACCCGGACGACGUGCCGCUGGCCGCCGACCGGGCCGUCACGCUCAUCUGGGCCUUCUCCGAGCAGCCGGUGGCGCCGGGCGCGGCCGGCAGCGGGCCGGCCGGCUGGCUCACCUACCACGGCACGCGGCGCGGCUCGCGGCUCAUCAACCUGCACCGGCCGGGCGGCGUGCACUUUGCGCCGGACACGCCCUACCUGGACAUCGUGGCACCGCAGGUGCGCCUGCCCGACGACGAGCGCACCAUGUACUUCUGCCGCAUCACCAAGCUGCCAGAGUUCCCGCGCAAGGUGCACUUUAUCGGGUUCGAGGGUCUGAUCCAGCCGGGCAGCGAGCCGUUCGUACACCACAUCAUCGUGUACGAGUGCACGGUGCCCGAGUGGCGGCGCGCCGCCUUCGAGGCGUACGUGUCGGAGCGUCAGGCGGCGCGCUGCUACAGCCCCAACAUGCCGGCCGACUGGGGUCGCUGCGGUCACAUCCUGGCAGUGUGGGCGGUGGGCGGCAGCGGCGAGCGGCUGCCGGCCGACGUCGGCAUCCCGCUGCGCGAGGAGUACGGCGGCGCCACGUACGUCAUGGCCGAGAUCCACUACGACAACCCGGCCGUGCGACCGGGCGUGGUGGACAGCUCGGGCGUGCGGCUCUACUACACCGAGCACCUGCGGCCCAGUGAGGCCGGCCUGCUCAACGUCGGACACGACAUCGCCGUCACGCAGAUGGUGCCGCCCGGCCAGACCGACUACGUGGUGAAUGGCCUCUGCCACUCGAGCUGCACGCGCCAGUGGCUGCCGGCCGGCGGCGUGCGCGUCUACUCGGUGCUGCUGCACUCACACCUGGCCGGCGCCCAGAUGCGGCUCCGGCACGUGGCCGCCAACGGCACGGAGCUGGCGCCCAUCGCCGAGGAGACCGCCUACGCGUUCAACUACCAGCAGACCCGCAGCCUGCAGCAGCCCGUGCUGGUGCGGCCCGGCGACCAGCUGCUGGUCGAGUGCGUCUACGACACUCAGCACCGGCGCAACGUGACGUUCGGCGGCCUGAGCGCCGAGAACGAGAUGUGCCUGGCGUUCGUCAGCUACUACCCGCGCGUGCCGCUCACCAUCUGCUGGAGCUCGCCAGACAUGGGCCACACCAUGGAGCAGCUGGGCAUCCAGGCGGCCAACGCCUACGGCAUGGAGCUGCCCGUGCGCCGCGCCGGAGACAUGAUCCAGCAGGUCAUCAACAACCUGGAGAGCUUCGCGCGCGCCGAGUGGGACCGCGAGGGCGCGCCGGCCGGCGGCGAGCCGGAUCCGGAGAGCGCGCAGGACGCCACGGCGCGCCACCUGUACGAGGUGGCGCUCCAGGAGCAGCGCAUCAUGAGCGACCUGCGCGCCGACAACGUCACCGCCCUGGAGGCGCUGGGCGUGCACGGCCUGCCCGAGGCGCUGCAGGACCCCUUCCUCAUCCUCAAGGACAUCCUGGUGAUCGACCCGGUCAACUUUCGGAUGAGCACGCUGUUCCAGUACGUGGUGGAGUACCCGUGGGACGCCGAGGGCGUGGCGCGGCUGCAGCGCGCCGCCACACAGUUCUACCGGCCCAAGUGUGUGUCACGGGACGGACAGAUCCGCAACACGGAGCGCCAGCGGCUCGAGAACGUGGCGUGGCGCACGCCGCCGGCGCCGGACCGCUGCAGUCAGGGCGCGCAGGACGGACGGGGCGGGGGCACGGCGGUCGAGCCGGCGGGACCCGCCGACCCGCCCUCCGAGCAGGUGACGCGGGGACCGGUGGCACGCGGCAGCGUCCAGGAGCCGGACGACCACUCGGGCGUCAGCCGCGCCGCGGCGCCGCUGACCUGGUGGCUGUGCGCGCUAGUGUGCGCCGCAGCGCUGAGGGCUGACCCGGCUCCACUAUAGGCGGCCGCUGCUGGAAGACCCGUCUCGACUGGUACUGAGAUACCGGGUUGACUGCUCUCCCGAGCGGGACUGCCAGCGAACGGCGCAUCCAGUGAAUAGGAUGCCCAGCGCCGUCCCAGCAUUCAGAGAAAUGAAGCCUCUAGCUCCGAUGAACGGAGUUUGUGUGGGCCCGUCGCCCCGUUCAGUGUCCUUUGUCACCCUGUCCACUGAACAGAGGGUCUGUCCGACUCCAGUGCGGAGCGGGACGCCGCCUGGAGCCGUCUCCAGUUGUCUGUGAUGAUAUUCGCGCGCUGCGCCCGCGGGCGCCGGUCCGGCUCGAUCUCAGAGGUGGGCGUCGGCGCCAGUCUGUCCGGCCCGGCGGACAGAGCACUGUGCCAAAGGAGCCGGCGGCGGCCGGGCGCCGUCCGUGCGGCCUCGGCCGGAGGCGCGGCGCGCCGCGGCGGCCUCGGAGCACGGCACACCGCCGGCCGCCGGCCCUCGCCGCGGAGCCGUGCUUGUUUUUAGUGUCGCCGUGCAUGUAAUCCUCUUUGGAUUUGUUUUAGCGUGUUGUUGCUAACUUGUCAGACGUCAAGGUAAGCCAUCAGGCAGCUUAUGUGGUAGCGAUGCAUCAGCUCAGUAAUCAUUUAUCACUUGACCGUCAUUACAUACUGUGUUGUCCCGUGGUGGGCCUCACGGAAGGCUCAGCGCCGGCUGUACGCCGAGGCCGAAGACAGAGACGAAGAUUUACUGUUGGAGGAGACUUCUAAAGUCAAUGAUAAUAACGCUCAUAACUUUAGAAAUGAAUGUUUAGAGUCACGGCAUGGUCGCGACCUUUUUGUCGCGAUGACGCAGCAUAUUUAGCAUAAUCAUUUGGGGGCCAUCGUGAGGCCCUAAGGUAUUAAUGGUCAGAUUCACUGACUGGUGACUCUUUGUUUCUUUUGUGCAAGUAGGUGUAUACAAUGUCAUGUUGC